AUGGCCGAAGACACCGUCGCCCAGAUCAUCGUCAACAGCCUCCACAAGGCUGGCGUUCGCUACGUCUUUGGAGUACCAGGCGCAAAGAUCGAUGCCAUCUUCGACUGUCUCCAAGAUCACCCCGAGAUCAAACUAGUCGUUGCUCGACAUGAACAGAACGCGGCUUUCAUGGCAGCAGCUCUCGGGCGCAUCACAGGAACGCCUGGAGUGUGUCUAGCUACCAGCGGUCCUGGAGCGAGCAAUUUGGCUACCGGUCUUGUCACCGCGAACACGGAAUGCGACCCGGUGGUAGCUCUCGUGGGCAGCGUGCCUCGAGCAAUGCAGCUCCAUCGAACACAUCAGAGCAUGAGGACGCUCGACAUCCUUGGACCGACCUCCAAACUGGCCGUUUCGAUCGACGUCGAGGACCAGGCGGCCGAAGUCAUCCUCGACGCUUUCAGAACGGCGUCUUCCUCGCCCAGAGGCACUGCGGUCGUCAACAUCCCAAGCGACGUGGCCAAGGGAAAAUCCAAGAUCCUCCCGUUCCCAAGCCAUGCUUUUCUGCCCCCAACGUACGGCAUCUCCCCUAUUUCACGCCUCGACGAGACCAUCGAGAUGAUCAAAACCGCAAAGCUGCCCGUGCUGUUCCUGGGGCUACGCGCCAGUGCGCCAAGGGUCGUCGACCAAGUGCGCAAACUGCUGUCGAAAUUCCCCAUUCCGACCGUCGAGACGUUCCAAUCCGCCGGUGCCAUCUCCAAGGAACUCGUGCACGUCUUCUACGGUCGCGUCGGCCUCUUCAGGAACCAAUGCGGUGACAAGUUGUUGGCCAAGUCCGACCUCAUCCUCUCCGUCGGCUACGACCCGGUCGAGUACGACGCCAGUGCUUGGAACCCAAGAGGCGACGGCCGCAUCGUGCACAUCGACGUGACCUCGGCGGACUACGGAGCGUCGUACCGUCCGAUCUCAGAACUGGUCGGGUCGAUAGCCGAGAACCUCGCGUACAUCUCUUCCCAUCUUCCACACAUCUCCGAGUCCUCCAUCGCGGAACAAUGUCGGCCGUUCCGAGACGAGUUCCUCUCCUGGCAACGACAUCCGGACAUCAAACGGUCCUCCGGUCUCGUGCACCCGCUCCAUUUCAUCACCGUUCUCCAGGGCCUCGUGUCCAAAGACACCACCGUCUGCGUCGACGUCGGCUCCGUCUAUAUUUACUUUAUGAGAUACUUCUUCGCCUACGAGCCGCGCCGCCUCCUGUGCUCCAACGGCCAACAGACUCUCGGCGUCGGUCUCCCCUGGGCCAUCAGCGCGAGCCUGGCGCAGCACCCCCCGUGCUCCGAGAAGGUCGUCUCCGUGAGCGGCGACGGCGGCUUCAUGUUCUCGUCCCAGGAAAUGUCGACCGCCGUGCAGCAAGGGUGCAACAUCACCCACUUCGUCUGGAACGACGAGGCCUACAACAUGGUCGAGUUCCAGGAAGUCAUGAAGUACAACCGCUCGUCGGGCGUCAAGCUUGGCGGCGUCGAUUUCGUCAAGUUCGCCGAGAGUUUCGGCGCAAAAGGGUUCAGGAUCUCCGACUCGUCUCAGGUCGAGACCGUGAUAAAGGAAGCCCUGGGCCACGAGGGCGUGUCGCUGGUCGAUGUUGCGAUCGACUACUCUGGCAACAUUGAUCUUGCGAAGACCAUCUCUCAGGAUCAAUGGAACUAG
Messenger RNA from Exophiala spinifera, 1677 nucleotides. Its product is annotated as acetolactate synthase, catabolic. The coding region runs from base 1 to 1677 and encodes 558 amino acids. Gene Ontology annotation, molecular function: thiamine pyrophosphate binding; acetolactate synthase activity; magnesium ion binding. Gene Ontology annotation, cellular component: acetolactate synthase complex. NCBI's taxonomy places the organism in Eukaryota, Fungi, Ascomycota, Eurotiomycetes, Chaetothyriales, Herpotrichiellaceae. The transcript has 3 exons. The record is from RefSeq and is a predicted model, not a curated record. Gene Ontology annotation, biological process: butanediol metabolic process; L-valine biosynthetic process.